Mycena citricolor is the source of this 1029-nucleotide messenger RNA. Lineage: Eukaryota; Fungi; Basidiomycota; Agaricomycetes; Agaricales; Mycenaceae. The record is from the annotation of a GenBank genome assembly.
AUGGAAAGUUAUUGUCGUAUAAAUACCGCCGCCCGCGCCGCGCCUACUGCGCCAUCGCCGAAACUUCUCUCACCUUUCCAGAUGCAGGUGCACACCGUACGCUUAGUUGCGCUAUUCGUUAACGCAAUUCUCUAUGGCAUUCUCGUCACCACCUUCGACCCGUGUUUGAACAGCUUUGCGUGGAUCUCCCGGCGAGAGAGGCCGCACCGGGGGAUUGGCAGACGGAAAGAGAUCAAGCUGCCGAUUCUGCUCGCCUCCAUAUCGAUGUUCCUCAUCGCGACCUUCUCGACUGCGCUCUCGCUCCGCAAUGUUCUCGAUGCGUUCAUCUCAUGGAUUUCGCCGGGGAGGGCGGGGCGUUGGAGUUCUAUCGGCGCCAUGACGUCGGCUGCCAGACGCAUUGAAUGUUGGCAGUGGAGGACACGGCUCAGGUCGCAUGGGGUGAUGCGUUGCUUGUAUGUUGCCGACUCCUCGGAACCUUCGCGCCUGAUUCUCUUUCUCCAGAUCUACCGAUGUUACGUGUUGUACGACAGAAAAUUUCGCAAGGUUCUCGUACCAUUCAUAAGUUACUUGACGCUGGUCGGUCAGAAAUACUUUUUGCAAGUGGACGAAGGAAAAUUACUGAUCUCCCGUGGCCAGUUGCGACUGCGCUCAGCACCUAUCUCGAAAUUAUCUCGGUCUGAUGUUUUUUUAUAUCUUAUUGUCAGAAGGCUGAUCCAGAUGGACCACGACUCCGCACGUCCCUUGGCCAACGCUGGGUUGUUGCGGCCUCAUUUCCUGACCCGGGUAGCUCAGAUCUUCUUCGAGACCGGCUUGAUCUACACGCUCUCCGUCGUGGUGUCUUUCAUCCUGUAUCUGAGUAGGAGUAGUCUGGAGUAUGUUGCUUCUCUGGGGAUCAUUCAAAUCAUAGUGCGUGACCAAGUUGGACAGCGAAAACCGCAGCAAUCCGAGAUGAACCACACAGCAUAUUACCUGCAAUCUGCUCCUGAUUUGGACGAGACCCUUCCGAUAAAGCUCGUUUUCGAGCCAUGA